UCAGGAAUCGUGUUGAAAUUUCCGAAGAACUCACCCCACCCGUGUGCAAUUGUCAUUCUCAUUGAAAAAAAGGAGUGUCGAAUCUCCGUAUGUCUUUGCGAUUAUAGAAAACGACAGCAAAGUUGGUUUAUUCAACAAGUUUUAUUCGCGCGAAUACAUUCUGCGAUGCCCCAAGUGUGCGUCAUGUUGCGUCUAUGUGUUUCCGCUGUUCUCAAAAACUGCAGAAGUCUCAGAUGUUCUUAAAAUUUCUUAACUUAAUUAACUUUUUUAUCCUCUUAAAAGGUGAUCGGAACAGUCGAUCUAGAUAUCGAUCUGGUUGCCAAAAAUAACACCCUGACACAUGCCAAACUUUUUCCUCGAACUACUUUACGUUCGCACAUUGACUUGUAUUUUAAUAUCGACAGCGCUUAUGAGAUACAACAAGUGCGUCUUUGUGGAGUGUCUUUUAAACGGCACGUUAACAUUUAUUAUUAUUCAACAGAAAAACGUUUGUAGGAAAAACAAUCGAAAUAUAUACUCAACAUCUCUUAAACAAUGGGUGCGUCGAGUAGUAGUGACGGUCCGUCGACUUCGAUUUCUACGAGCGAACGUGCGGCAGAAACGUCUUCGUAUGCGGAAGAUGUUCGCCUAACGAACAACGAAAGACAAAGAACGUACGUCGGAACGAGCGUCUGUAAGGAAGAGGAUCGGCCACGAUCGCAGUUGACAUAUCCCAAGCAAAUAACAGGCUGGCAGUGCGCCGACGAUCACAACUUCGCUAUGUGUCAGCAGUACAACGAAAUUGUGGAACUCUCGCGAAUUGUUUCGCAGCUGGCUAUGACCAAUCAUCAAUUGGCCAGCACGCACAACGCAACGUUGACGCGUAUGGAAACGAUGUAUGUGGAACUGUCCAAGCACAGAGAAAAUCAGAAACGGGAAACUUGCGCGGAAAUUCCGGAGACGUGCGACGACGUUCUUCGGAAGAGAUUGCGGGACGCGAUCGAGGACGUCGGAAGAGAAGAAACGCGACGAUUGGAGCAACGUGUCGUCAGACUGGAGAGAUUGCUGGCGACCAAUUCCGUCGGGCGGUGCAAACAGAUAGAUCCGCAAGAAGACAAUAGCAAGAAAACUAUCGAGAAGUCGCGUUCCAAAAUUGAGAGACUUGAGGAUAAGACCGAUGACCGCUCGAGAUCGCGUUGCGAACUGUCGAAACAAGAAAGAACGACAGAAGUACCUGAUGAGUGUGACGGGGAUGAAGAAACGGACGUUUGCAGUUGCAACGUUCGCGAUUCCGAAAUCAAUGUUCCUAGGAUAGACGAGGACUCUUGUUCCGCGAACGUAGAUUUAAAUAACACGCGUAGAAGACGCGCGAGAUUGAGAUUAGACAACGAGCAAAAAAAUUCGACAACGAGAGAUUCCGCGAGCGAGGAUGUACUUGAACUCUCGCGGGAAGUUGAGAGAUCGAGAACCGAUCGAAUGGAACGCGAAAAUUCGAACGAGAGACUGUUGCGCCGUCUGGCGGAUCAGAAAAAUCAGAUGGAAAAAUUAAGCGCGGAUCACGAGGAGCUAAAGACGCGAUACGCGGUAUUGGAGACCAAUCUGGACGAACGUAAGCAGCAACACGACGAACUGACGAAGAACUUGGACUCGGCCAAGAAGGAAAACGAGAGAUUGCUGAAGGAAAUCGAUGAUUUUCAAUCGGAAAGGAGCGUUGCCGAUGCAAGAACUUCGAUUCUGGAACAGGAUCUGCGAAAAUCGUUGCUCGAGAACGAGCGGAUGAAGGACGCGGAAGAUCAAAAAACGUCGCAGUUGCGGGCGCAAUUGUCCGAAGAGAUUUCGAACAAGGAGAAGCAAAGCAGGGCUCUCGAGGACGCCCUGCGGGAGAUUCAAAGACUGAGGGAAAUUAUGAAGACUGAACGUAGGAGUGAGAACAACGUCGCUUCGAAUGAUAACGUUGAUGUAGUUAAUUCGACGAACGACGGGCCGGAAAGCGCGGCUGCCAACAUGGAGAAGUUCAAAAAGGAAUUAACCCUGAAGAGAGAGGCCAGACACCGAGCUAUCGCGGCGGUCUCGUCCGAGAUGGAGAGACUAAGAAAAGAACUCGACGCCGAAAAGGAAGCUCAUUCCGAAACGUCGAGCAUGCUGGCGUUUUUGCAAUCUGCUCACAGCAGCGGUUCGCAAAAUCUCGCGAAUUGCGCAAAGUCAACAAACAGAGAAGAACGCGAGCGCCUGGACGAAAGCGGGAGAGAGUUGAGACGUGCGGAAGCGCAACGAUUAACGAGCAUUCUGAAGGUGUCGGACGAAUUGCGAAACAACAUACGAUACCAAAUCGAGAAAGUGGACGACCUUCGCUACCAACUGGAGACCGACUCGGAACGUCAUCGCAAUCGUAUACAAUGUUUGGCGGAAGUGGCCAGCAGGACGCGCGAGUCCCUGUUCGCGCGUGAACGUCGCACGAACGAGCUGAAGGAUCAUCUGGCGCAGAUGUCGGCCCGAUUGGGCGACAGGAGUCCUCUUCUCGAGGAUCGCGACGAAGCGGAUACCGAAUGCGAUCGACAGCUCGAGAGCAUCAACGCGCUGAAGAGCCUCUACAACGAGAGGUUGAGGAUUCUGGCCGAGUUGAAGGAUUCCACGGUCAAGGAGCUAACAGACGCGAAACAGAAACUGGAGUACGCGGUGAAAAAAUCUGAGAACUUGGAAGAGGAGCUGAAGAAAGCCGAGGAAAAGGUCGACGCUCAGGAUACGGAGAUCACGAACUUGGAGUCUCAACUGGGAUUGACAAAGGCGGAUUGCAGGGAUCUUCAAAAUCAGAUGUCUCUCAUCAACGGAUUGUUCACGCAGAUGCUGCUCGGAGCUUCUUCCGCGGACAUGGACCUCGAUCGAUUGACCAGGUUGCUGCAGGAGAAUCACGACCUGAUCAGCGACAUAGCCAGAGAAGAAAGUACCGAAGCAGCGGCACUUCCCAAACUUCUUUUGGAUCUGAUCGAGCAGGUCGAGGGCGGCAAAGCGAAGUCUCAAAACCAAACCCCGGACGAGGAGAACAGCGUUGAAAACGGCGAAGUCGACAGGAAAGAAGACGAUUUGCACGAGGAAAAUAUAGCUCACAAUUUGCCCAAGGUGUGGCGCGUUUUGUUCGAGUUGCUCAGUUGCCACGCGGUCACUUCCCCGAGCGUCUCCGUCGCGUCCUGUUCGGACCCGAACAGUUGUUACAAAUCGGUGGACACUCCGGCCGGUCCGCGACUCGUGAUAUCCGUGAGCAAAACGUACAUUCGUCUGAAAGAAUUGAUAUUGGAGAAAAAGCACUUGGAGAAGGAAAUGAAUCGCAUGAAGCAACUGAACACACAUUUGGAGAGCAAACUGAGCGAACAGGAGAAGAGACUUUCCAUGGUGUCGACCGAGCUAGCAAAAACGUGGAACAUCGUCGGCCGGAUGCAGGCGCAGCAUCAGCAGCUGCACACUCACGAGGAAAUACUGAGAUACGAGCUGCAACAGAAGAGAAAGAUGUUGCAAGAAUUGAAACAGGAACUUGAAUACUGCAGAGAAAAGUGGGAGUCGGCCAGACAGAAGAACACGAACACCGAGCUGGAAUGGAGGAGUUUGCGACGCGAGUUCGCUGCGAGGAAAGCUCUGGCUGCUCGCGACUUCUUCAACAGUGCCGAGAGCGGCUUCAGCGACGAGAGAGGCGACGACACCGACGAGGAAGAGGAUGCGAUCGAAGAAAGAAUCAGACACGGUCCACGUAGAAGAGCGCGGAAGGAAAAUCCUAGAGCACCGACACCGGACACGGAGUCCGAGCAGCCGACGGAUACCGAACUGUCGGAGUCGAAGACUGGCUCGUUGGAGCAACGCACGCCAACGCCGGAAAUCGAAGCGGAGCUGGAUUUGGAAUCUGUCAACGUAGAAACAGAAUCCGCGCGCGUUGCAGAGAGCACGCAGGAAACUUUGGAUCCUCUGGACCGGGCUCUCACCAACGUUAUACAGAAUCUCAUAAGAGUCGAUGACAGUGACGAAUCGGGCAGAGUUACUCAGACCAUCUCGCGGGAAAACACAGCGAUACCCUUUGAAGACCCGCGUGACGAUUCGAUUCUCGAAACCGGCGGCUGCGCAACCGAGAGCAGUCGUGCGACAACUUCAAAAACAGACGACUGCGACAGAAAUACGCGAUUGUGGACACCGAGCGCGGAAUCUUGGAGCUCGUUGCCCGCAAAAACACUGAAACGAACAGCAACAAGCAUCGAUUUGCCUUCGGCGGUGGACGAUGACGGCGAUGAUGUGAACGAGUCGAUCGGAGUCACAAAUUCCAAGAAGUCCGAUGAUGUUUCGUCGGCCAUCUCUCCCGCAUCGUCGACCGCCACGAGUGCAACCAGUACGACACCUGUAUUUGUCAUCGGGCCUCUUCCUACGUCAACCGUGCCAUCCUCGUCCAUAAAGAGCGUGCAGUUCAGCGAUCCUUUGAUCGUAGGUCCAUCCAAUCGUCUGGUCACUCCUGUGUUCGGCGUGGCCGUGGAAUUGGAAAAUUCUGCUUCGACUAUUCAAUCCUCAUCGAUGACGAGACAGGAAGACGAAUCGACAGAAGAACAACACAAGAAACAGCGAUUCCCUAAACCAAUGGAAAGUGUCGCGGAUUUUGACAGCGUGUCCGUCGACUCCUCAUCGAGUUUGGACACGGUCAGAGACUUCUCCACGGCCGAGACGAGUAUCUCGUCAAGAGAAGAAAAACCGCAGGGAAGUGGCGCGACAACUACGCGGAAAGAAGACACGGAAACCGCUCCAAGUAAAUCCCGAACUCCGGAGGAGGUUUUGGCGACGCGAGCUGACCGAUUGAAACGCUUGGAGGAACAGGCCGACUGGCUCAUGAAGAAGAUGAACGCCACGAGCAAACGAGGCAACGCCCUCUGCACCAGAUUGGAAGAGCUCCACGAGACUUACGGCGAGCCGCCGGUUCCGCCGCCCAUGCCGGACGUUUUACCCAGCCGUAGGCUGCCUUGUAGUCUGCUAGAUCUACCUCGUCAGGUACCUGAAUCGCCAGUAGCUGGCGCCAUCCAGAAUUCUGAAGACGAAAGUUCAAACGCAGCUGACGCGGCGUCACGUGCAAAUGCUCUGUGAUGUGUUUGAUUUUUUUUUUUUUCCAAUUAUGAAACAGUCGUUUAAUCGACAUUUGUUUUCAGCGAAGUUUGCAAACGCUGUAUCGCGAUCUUUUUCGCAACGUGGCGAACGUCAUAUCCUGGAAAGAGAGGCGCAUCAUGUAAUUAAUUACUUCAGCUACUGAUAUUCUAUAUGUCGAUGUCGCAUUAUUCAAUUUUGACACAUCUCUGUCUUCUUGACUUUAAUAAAGACAUGAUAUUACGAUUAA
Pseudomyrmex gracilis is the source of this 5332-nucleotide messenger RNA. Its product is annotated as putative protein tag-278. The coding region runs from base 535 to 5085 and encodes 1516 amino acids. The record is from RefSeq and is a predicted model, not a curated record. The transcript is spliced from 13 exons. Lineage: Eukaryota; Metazoa; Arthropoda; Insecta; Hymenoptera; Formicidae.